AUGGCGGAAAUCCUCGUCGAAUGCUGUUUGCACAGAAGUUUAUGGCGUGUCAGUGACUACGAGGCUUUCGACAGCGUAGCCAGGAUGCCGCCCCCGAAGGACUCGAGUUCGCGAUACUCCAACGGCUACUCAUCCGAUCAACAAUCAGAUUCUAACGACGAAGGUCAUGGCCCUUCCUAUCUGGUCGAACAUCUCGCAACCUUCAGGGUCGGGUCAGCUUACGAAGUCGAAUCGCCUAAGGAUGGCCUUCGGAAGUUGUUCCAGAUGGAAAAGACGAAGGGUAUCUGGACUCAGAAAAUGAGCAUCCGUCUGGAACCGCGCUGGAUGGUAAUCAUCGACGAGGAAAACGGGGAAAUCGUGGAGCGUUUUCCAAUGUCGCUCAUCUCGGAACCCACCGCAUUCACAUCGAACGAUCCGCGAGAACUCUACAACAACAUCCUCGUGUUCAUCGUUAAAGAUGAUCAGCCAAAAGGCGCCACCUCCGACGCGGAAAUGCACAUCUUCCAGUGUGUCAGGAUAUCGGCACAGGAAGUUGUGAGCGAUGUCAAAGGCCUGAUGUUGGGCAAAGGACUUCCGAAGAAAAAUGAAUUGUCAUCCAAUGCUCAGAGUGCUCCCAGGAGUGUUUCACCCGGCGUUCACCCGACACCAGGGGUCAACGUAAGGGAACAGGUGAGCAUCUUCAAUAACGCCAAGGCUGAGUCCCGGAGUAGCCUUUCCAACCGGGGUGGCGAUUCGGAUGGAGCUCCGGAAAUCCGUCCUCAGGAGAUGCGAUCGAUCGGGGCCUCUGGAGCGCAGGCGCUCAAAUCCUCGCAACACGCUCAGUACGUUCGACGAGAACACGAGAGCAACGACGAUUCGUCCUCCACGGGAAGCGAUCGCUACGAACGCGACGUCGCCAUCUUGAAUCAUUGCUUCGAUGACAUCGAACGCUUCAUUGCUCGGCUCCAGAACGCGGCCACGGCCUACAAGGAGCUUGAGAAGCGCCGCAAAGGAAAAAAGAGUGGAAAUAAGAAGAAGGAUAUGGGCGAGGGUCUCCUGAACAUGAGAGCAAAACCCCCGCCUCAGAAGGAGUUCGAGGACAUUCUGGCCAAAUUCAAACUGUCCUUCAACCUCCUCGCGAAACUGCGGAACCACAUCCACGAUCCGAACUCACCCGAGUUGAUUCACUUUUUGUUCACGCCACUCGCCGUAAUCGUCGACGCAGCCCGAGAUUUCAACUACGGUCCGAAUCUUGCGGCCAAGGUCGUUGCACCUCUACUCACAAGAGACGCCUGUGAGCUCCUUGAUAAUUGUUGUACAUCGAAGGAAAACGAUCUUUGGAGAUCGCUCGGAGACGCGUGGUCCGUGCCAAGAGACCAGUGGAAGAACUACGAGGAUACCUACCAUCCAGUGUUCACCGAUGGCUGGGCUCCAGAGUACCCGCACUUCCCCGAUGAUACGUCGGACAUGGCCGGCUCCAAACGACGCUCAGACGAUUAUGUUCGAUCGGCCGAUCGUUAUGAAUUGCGCGCCGAAAGCCCCCAUGCCCUCUACGGCCCUCCGCCGCCUCGCGGGGGCUAUCCCGAGGAACGUGCGCGGACGCCAUCGGAACACGAGUUUGUGCAGAGAUCCGACAUCAGCAGCGACUCGAUGGAGCCUCCGAACGGUCUCGACGCACAACGGAACUUCGAACGUCAGCAGGCGCUGUUCCUCGAUGACUUGAAAGCCGCUCAGGCGAAAGUUGUGCAGGUGAUGUACCCUCGUACAGCUAACAAUGACAAGGAGCUCACCGUCAUCCGCGGAGAAUACCUCGAGAUCCUGGACGACUCGCGCAAAUGGUGGAGAACCAGAAACAUCCGCGGGCAGGUUGGUCACGUGCCUCACACGAUUGUCGCGCCCGUCGGCGAUGAUUUCCACAACAAUGGUUACGAGUCUGCCAACUACAGUCCGAGCGAGUCGCCCGUGGAGGGCUAUGCCCGCGGGGCGGUUCGAGGUUCACCCAAUCAACCAGCUCCCGCCGAGUGGGUCCGCAGGGAACGUCAGGGGAAGAAAGGUGAAUUCCGAACGUACUCGUCCGGACCUCUGUACACCGAACAAAUCACCGUCUGCGAGAAUCACCGCGGAUAUGCGGCCUCGCUGGACGCCCUGUACGCGAAACCAGAGCUGAGGCCGACUACGCCCACGAAUCCCGUAUCGUCUGCGCGUAGGAGCGAAAUGCAAGCCCUGGGCAAGGUCACCAGACACUCCGUUGCGACAGCGAAUCCCGAAUACGGCCCUCUGUGCGAGAAACACCGACAGGAACGUAGACAUUCUGCGUCCCUCAAUCAGGACCUCAAACAUCGAUACACUUCGCCUGUCGCCAGGCAUCACGUGGAGGAGCCAAGGUACGAUAUGCCCAAGAGAGCGCCAUCUGAAGAAGGUUGCAGCACGCUGCCCAGAUCACAGCAGAAAGCCCUGAAGAAACAGAUCCGCAGUUCGUCGAAGGAAACCCAAGAUUUGAAACGGUACGGCUCAGUCGACCAUGUCGACCGGCAACCGCAGACCCAUUCAUCGCCCUUCCAUUACCACACUCCUUCUCCGCCUACUCCGAGUCAUCAUCAUCAUCACAAUCAUCAUCAUCGGAAACCACACGAGGACAGGCACGCGAAUGGCAAGAAGAAGGAUAACUCGCCGCCGCCGUUCAUGACUCAAUUCAGCGAGGAGCUCAAAACUCGGCUAUCCCUGCAAAGAGAUCAGUCCAACCCAAUCGACAAUGGGGAUCCCUCGAAGAAGCGGAGACCACCGACUGUUUUCAACUACAUAACCCCAGAGAGCACUCCCCAAGAAGUGCGCGAUUGGAUGAUUGAGAAAGGAUUCGAGCCUCCAAUCAUGGAGGCCUGCCGACACCGGACCGGCGAGGAGAUGUUUGGUUUGACUCGAGAUUUUUUCGAUGGCUCCAACGUUUGUCAAGAAGAGGUUCGGAAACUCAUGAGUCAUCUGACAGUGCAAAAGAACCUUUGUGGCUACAAGGGCCAAAACAAUACUUUGGAAGAACUCUUGCGGAAGCGCAGAACUGUCGUUGAUCAGAGUCUCUCUGAUGACGCCUCGAGUCCGGAUUCCGCUGCAAAGAAACUCGCUCCGUCCAACGGUGUCGAAGACCAAAUCCGAUCGAUGUGUGCACCCACCCCACCACCGAAACCACGCGUGCAAGUUGCGUACGGCUCGAGAGACGAUUCUAUCUCGCUUCAGUCUAAAGAUUCGGAAGACUUGGGUAGCGGACGUGGUUCGCCAACAUCCGUAAGCAGCUCAUUCGCCUUCAGCUCUGGAACGAUCAAAAGUGUUGUCGGCCAAAAAGGAUCUUCCUUGGAGUCCCCCGAUAGGACCACUUCGAAGCAGAGCAUUUCGAUCACACCGACAAUCCGAGUCGAAGACGAAAGAGAAGAGACCAGAAUGUAGUCAACAUCAUUGUCUAUUUUAAUUUCACUCGCCUUCGUUAUGCAACUCAGAUCGAACAAACGGAGUCCACAACUGCGGUAGAACCAAUUUGAAAGUUGAUCUGCUCCGAGCACAGGAGAUAAUCACGUCGCCCCAAUGCGAAUAGGUGGUGGGCCACAGGACGAGACUCGAAUUCAGGCAAAAAAGCUUUCCACUCGACCGGGUCUCGGCGAUCCCGCUCGGCUCCGUACUUAUAUCACACAAUUCUGACGACGCAACGAUACACGUUUUUCAUCUGUUUGGGGAGCAAUAUUUCGCCAGAAGCUGUUCGAUGUCUUACGUCUUCAAAAUCCACCGACAGAAGUCGCGUUUGACAGGAUUCGGAUGGAAUCGACAGAGGAAAUUUUAACUUGAA
Messenger RNA from Galendromus occidentalis (western predatory mite), 3808 nucleotides. Its product is annotated as epidermal growth factor receptor kinase substrate 8-like protein 2. The record is from RefSeq and is a predicted model, not a curated record. Gene Ontology annotation, cellular component: plasma membrane. Gene Ontology annotation, molecular function: actin binding. NCBI's taxonomy places the organism in Eukaryota, Metazoa, Arthropoda, Arachnida, Mesostigmata, Phytoseiidae. Gene Ontology annotation, biological process: regulation of Rho protein signal transduction; Rho protein signal transduction. The transcript has 18 exons. Bases 1 to 3414 code for a protein of 1137 amino acids.